Amblyraja radiata (thorny skate) is the source of this 1195-nucleotide messenger RNA. Its product is annotated as interferon-inducible GTPase 5-like. Bases 271 to 846 code for a protein of 191 amino acids. Gene Ontology annotation, molecular function: GTP binding. The record is from RefSeq and is a predicted model, not a curated record. Lineage: Eukaryota; Metazoa; Chordata; Chondrichthyes; Rajiformes; Rajidae. Gene Ontology annotation, cellular component: membrane. The transcript has a single exon.
AAUUUACUAGAUACGAAUUUUUCAUAAUAAUCUCACAGAAUCGAUUCACCGAAAACGAUGCAAAGGUCGCCAAGGAGAUUAAAAACUCGAGGAAGAAGUUCUGCUUCGUACGAAGUCAAAUUGACAAUGACUUCCGUUCUUUAGAAUUGCAGGGUAUAGCUUUUAACAUAAAAGAUAAACUUGAUAAGAUGAAACAAGACAUAAAUCGCGAUUUGAUGGAAGCGGGGACUGCAGAACACAUUGUUUUCCUGAUAUCAAGCAUUAAAGUAAAUGAGAGAUUUUUCUCGGUUAAAGGGAAAGCUUAUUAAUAGUCUCAAUGGAAUAAAAAAAGAUGCUUUAUUGAUGACACUUCGAAUCACAACGGUGAAGAUUGUGGAGCAGAAAGGAGCCCAGUUGAAGAACCGUGUCUGGAUGUUGGCAACAGUCUCAGGAGCUGUGGGAUUGGUGCCUGUUCCCGGAUUGUCUUUCGCCGUUGACCUCGGGAUACUAGUCACUGCAAUAAUAGAUUUCCGCAAAAGUCUCGACCUGGAUGAUGCCUCCCUUCAGAGACUGGCCAAUGUCUCAAAGAAACCUGUGGAAUAUCUGAAAGCAGAAGUGAGAACCCCACUGAUGGGUGAAAUAAACGAGGAGUUUGUGAAACAAAUGUUGGUGCGAUCCAGUUUUGCUGCGGUUUCUGCGGUGGAAAUGACCCUUAACUUUAUACCAAUCAUUGGCUCCAUUUUCGGGGCAGCGUCGUCAUUUGGAAUGACCUACAAGCUGCUGACCGACGCACUGGAUGAACUUGUGGGGAAUGUCCACAGAGUGGCGAAAGUUGCAUUUGCCACUGAUCCUAGUUAUCGGCAAUGAAGAAUCCGCUACUGAGUUGCUGCAAGUCAUCGCGGAUGCGCGAAUGGAAAAUAAAUAUCAUCUUUCACAUCUUCAUUAAGUUCCAAAUUAUUUCACAGCUGAUGAAUUAUUUUAAAAGCUGUUGUCACUGCUGUGAUCUUCCCAACCAAUUCACUGCAAACACCUUAAGCGCACCAACCCGCCGGAGAAUUUGUCUUAUUCUAAAACGGACCCCACCUGAAAUGUCUCCGAUGCAUGUUCUGUAAAGAUGCUGCUUGACCCGCUGAGUUACUCCAGCGUUUUAAACAAUUGACAAAAUAGACAAUAGACAAUAGGUGCAGGAGUAGGCCAUUCGGCCCUUCGAGCCAGC